Messenger RNA from Entelurus aequoreus (snake pipefish), 968 nucleotides. Its product is annotated as UV excision repair protein RAD23 homolog A-like. Lineage: Eukaryota; Metazoa; Chordata; Actinopteri; Syngnathiformes; Syngnathidae. The record is from RefSeq and is a predicted model, not a curated record. The transcript has 6 exons. Gene Ontology annotation, molecular function: proteasome binding; polyubiquitin modification-dependent protein binding; ubiquitin binding. Bases 207 to 950 code for a protein of 247 amino acids. Gene Ontology annotation, biological process: proteasome-mediated ubiquitin-dependent protein catabolic process; nucleotide-excision repair. Gene Ontology annotation, cellular component: cytosol; nucleoplasm.
UCGCGCAGCAGCGAACGAGAUCCCGCACUCUCCCAGCGGGGCUUCCUCUCGCCGCACCGCCAGCCUGUCUCACCAAAGAUGGCGAUUUGCUGAGUGCUCAUGGAGACGCACAUUUGGCGGCUAGCUUUUAUCCCGCCCGUAACCUCCACUUUUUAAAACAAAUUAACCGACGCUCAACCCUCGGAAACAACACGCGGUUUCCAACCAUGAAGAUCAUACUCAAAACACUGCAACAGCAGACCAUUCAAAUUGAGAUAGACGCCGAACAAACGGUAAAAGCCUUAAAAGAGAAGAUAGAAGCGGAGAGGGGAAAAGACAACUUUCCCGUGUCUGGACAGAAGCUGAUAUAUGCUGGGAAGAUUCUUCAAGAUGACACGCAAAUUAAGGACUAUAAAAUUGAUGAGAAGAAUUUUGUCGUGGUGAUGGUGUCCAAGGUUAAGCCUGCAGCUGCGGCCGCGGAGCCUCUUGCUUCGGAAGCCCCCAAACUCCCUGCCCAGGAUGCUGGUUCAACGUCAACAUCUGUCCCGGCCUCAACCCCACCAUCAGCUCCAGCCUCGACUCCCGCAGCUAUCCUCACACCUCCCGAGGAGACCAAGGAGGAGCCAAGUCCUACAGCAACAGAAACCCAACAACCAGCCAGUUCCAGUGGAGGUGGCCAGGGUUUGGACGCAUCAUCUGCAUUAGUGACUGGAGCAGAGUAUGAAGCAAUGUUAACCGAGAUCAUGUCUAUGGGUUAUGAGAGGGAGAGAGUGGUAGCAGCACUACGGGCCAGCUUCAACAACCCUCAUAGAGCUGUGGAGUACCUUCUUACUGGUCUACCUAGCAGUCCGAUCCAAGAGACGAACCCUCCUGCGUCCACUCCAGCGUCUGGACCCACUGAAGCUCCGUCUCUAGCAGAAGGUGAAACUUCACUGCAGACUCUUAUUUUUCCUGUUGAUCUCACGUUCUAGAAUUCCCUCACUUGUGAA